GCUCCGGGUUUACCCUGGGCGCAGGCGCAAUAGGGAUUGGCGGGUUUGAAUACCAUGGCGUGGGUUCCAGCCGAGUCUGCGGUGGAAGAGUUGAUGCCACGGUUGUUACCUGUGGAGCCCUGUGACUUGACGGAAGGCUUCGAUCCCUCGGUGCCCCCCAGGACGCCUCAGGAAUACCUGAGGAGGGUGCAGAUCGAAGCGGCUCAAUGUCCAGACGUUGUGGUAGCCCAAAUUGAUCCGAAGAAGUUGAAGAGGAAGCAGAGCGUGAAUAUUUCUAUUUCAGGAUGCCAGCCUGCCCCUGAAGGUUAUUCUCCAACACUUCAGUGGCAGCAGCAACAAGUGGUACAGUUUUCAGCUGUUCGACAGAGUGUGAACAAGCAUAGAAAUCACUGGAAAUCUCAGCAGUUGGAUAGCAAUGUGACAAUGCCAAAAUCUGAAGAUGAAGAAGGCUGGAAAAAAUUUUGUCUGGGUGAAAGGUUAUAUGCUGAAGGGGCUAUUGGACCCUCUACAAAUGAAAGUCCUGGGAUUGAUUAUGUACAAAUUGGUUUUCCUCCCUUGCUUAGUAUUGUUAGCAGAAUGAAUCAGGCAACAGUUACUAGUGUCUUGGAAUAUCUGAGUAAUUGGUUUGGAGAAAGAGAUUUUACUCCAGAAUUGGGAAGAUGGUUUUAUGCUUUGUUGGCUUGUCUUGAAAAGCCUUUACUACCUGAAGCUCAUUCACUAAUUCGACAGCUUGCAAGAAGAUGCUCUGAAGUUAGGCUCCUGGUGGGCAGUAAAGAUGAUGAAAGAGUUCCCGCUUUGAAUCUGCUGAUCUGCUUAGUUAGCAGGUAUUUUGACCAGCGUGAUUUAGCUGAUGAGCCAUCUUGAUAAAGCCUAUCUCCUGGGGAUGGAAAAUAGUUCUUGGAAGGCAGUCUAAGUCUGAGAAAGCAUAAUGGCAAUUUGAAGACAGAGUGCAUCACUUCUUCAACACCAUGUGAAGUGUUUCAUCUUAAUCUGUAACUCAAGUUGAUAUUCAGAAUAUAGACAAUAUUGGUUUGAGUGUCUGAAAUAGCUAAGGAAAAGCCCACGGGGCAUUUGAUGAACAGUUGCAAUAGCUUCUUCAGUCAUGUGCAUUGAAAAUAGACCAAGUGUGACUUAUUACUUAAGCAGCUUGCAUAAAAACAUGAAAUUUUAUACAAGUCCCUGGUGCUGUUUCAUUGUUUGUUUACAAAUAUACAUAAGUAUUUAUGUUGAAAUGUAUUUUGACUACUCAAAUUUCAUUUGGCUCUUGAACAAAAUAAAAGACAGUUGAUGUCCUUAGAA
This is a messenger RNA of Cricetulus griseus (Chinese hamster), 1299 nucleotides long. The record is from RefSeq and is a predicted model, not a curated record. NCBI's taxonomy places the organism in Eukaryota, Metazoa, Chordata, Mammalia, Rodentia, Cricetidae.